CACUAGGGAUGCCUAGCAAAACGCUCUGCGAGCUUGCGCUGCGCGGUCCUUAGAUUCGAGGGAGGGCAGCCCAAUCACCGUAGAAAUAAAGUCGUCAAGCACACAAGUCGCAGUCCUGCACCCGGGGGCUGCCCACUCUCUCCGCCAUGAGGCAAAUCGUCAAGCCCAGGGACUUGCACGGGGACCAGAUCGAGGCCUGGCAAGAGAAGCAGGUCGAGCUGGCCGCCCAGCGCUGGAUCGCCGACGGCGACGCCCCGCUGCCGCGCGAAUUCGAGAAGGUGGCGGACCUCACCAGCUUCCUGGCGAGCGUGGGCCUGCGCGAGGUCUUCAAGAGCGAGCGGAAGCGAGUAGACAAGCAGCGGCGCGUCGACGCCGUCGUCGCGGCCAUCGUUUCCGAGCGGCGCCGCGUGCGCCUCGCCGGGCCCACGGCCUUCCUCUUCCGGAACCGCAGGCUGGAGCUGCCUCAGCCGGUGGGGCUGCAGUUCCUCACGGUCCGGGAGCUCCUCCAGUUUCGCGCGGUCGAUCGGUCGGCGCGGCGCGCGGGCGAGCAAGACCACCACUGGAUCCCGCGCCUCCGCGCGGCCGGCGUCACCGCCGACGCACCGGGCGCCGCGCCCGUGGAGACGGAUUGGGAUUGGCGCGACAUCUACAGAAGUCUCGAUAAGUUCCGCGGUAUCAAAAACGUGGAGCGCGAUCGCGCGGACGCGGAAGCCAAAGCCAUGGCGCAGAAUGAUCCCGCGGUGCUGGCGUGGCUCCGGGCAGAGGUUGAAAAGGUGGUUAGGCCUCCGAGGCCAGGGAUGCCCCCCGACAGAAUCGAUUACAUCACGCAGAGCAUCACGCAAGCCCUCCUGGAUGCGACGUCGGCUGAGAGCGUCAAGCGUAGGGCUGCAAAGGACCUCGGCCCAUCGUUCGCGAGCGCGACGCUCGCUCGCGACCUCUGCGUGAAACGCGGCCUAGAGUCUGCCUGGCGUCCCGUGGCGCGGGGCGGCAUGCGCUGGCCGCGGACGAGGGCCAUGGAUAGGUUCCUCGAAGCCGUACUCUACCGCUGGUCCCACGCCAAGAGCGGUGAGAAGGUCGCACUCACGCAUGGUCGCUAUAGAGACAAAACCCCGUGGUCGACACCGUACGCGGCCGCGCGCCGCGCGAGCUACCACGAUUCUCGCUGCCUCGAAGUCAAACGGGGCCGCGACGAAUUCAUCGGAAAGACCUUCCGUGCCUCGUGCUCGGAGAAAAAUGGGUGCCAGUGCGAGUCGGCGAACUACGGGCGGCAUCCUACCGUUUGCCUCGGCAGCUCGGCCCUUUCUGCCGGGCGCCACGCGUGGUGGAUCAACUAUUCCACAAGGAGAGUCUUUAAGCGGUCACGGACGCUAGGCUCGAGUUGGGCCGACAUCCAUCUGUACGUAGGCAUCGCGACGACCGCGGUCGAUCGCACGCGUCCGCUUGGCUUGGAUGGGGCGGGCUUCGGCGUCUGCGUGGAGCGGCCCAUCGGCGCCUGCGCCUUUCACGACGGAAGGUGGCUAGACGCGCCUUACAUCCACGGGGGGAAAGCCCUGCUUGCCCUCGAGAUUAAGGAGGACGGAUCCGCCACGCUGGCGAUAUCGAGCAAGGGCUGGGCCGACCAGACGCCGAGGAUUAUCGCCGAAGGCCUACGACUCACCGGCGGUCCGGCGUUGCGUCCGGCCGUGUCGUUCUGCGACGGUGCGCUGGUCGACAUUGAGCCUCUCGUCGAACCGCCCCGGAACCUCAUGGCCCCGGGACCACCCCCCGGUGGUGACUGGUGGCACCACGUCCAGACAGAAUGCCUUUGCGGUAUUUCCUGUCUUUGCGAGCAUGAGUCGGAGCACCGUGACCCAGUGCGGAUGCCCCGGCCCCGGGGGCGCUCGGGCUAGAAAUAAAUAAGUUUACU
Messenger RNA from Pelagomonas calceolata, 1906 nucleotides. The record is from the annotation of a GenBank genome assembly. NCBI's taxonomy places the organism in Eukaryota, Pelagophyceae, Pelagomonadales, Pelagomonadaceae.